Messenger RNA from Kickxella alabastrina, 471 nucleotides. RefSeq names its product Calcipressin-domain-containing protein. The transcript has a single exon. The record is from RefSeq and is a predicted model, not a curated record. The annotation marks the transcript as partial. Gene Ontology annotation, molecular function: calcium-dependent protein serine/threonine phosphatase regulator activity; nucleic acid binding. Gene Ontology annotation, biological process: calcium-mediated signaling. Lineage: Eukaryota; Fungi; Kickxellomycota; Kickxellomycetes; Kickxellales; Kickxellaceae. Gene Ontology annotation, cellular component: cytoplasm; nucleus.
CUUUCAAAACCGUCCAAAAUGACCGCCGCCGCAAGCUCUUUCAAGCCCGAGGCGACAAACUCGCUGGUCAUCCUAUUCGACCACUUUACCGACAGCGCCUGCGACUCGGCUCGCGAAGCCCUGCAAGCACACGGCCCCCUGUGGCACUUUGCGAAGCUAAAGUCCUUUGAGCGCUGCCUCGCCGUCUUCACCCACACUGUAGACGCCCAGUCCGCAAUGCGCAGCCUCAACCUGACCACCCUGCCGCCAGACAACAACACCAUUCGCCUGUACUAUUCCAUGCACACGUCGCUUUCACAGACUCAGGGCCACUUUCUCGAUGUCCCUGCGCAGGAGAGGCUCUGGCUUAUUUCGCCGCCGGGCUCCCCAUCCAUUAACUGGAGGCAGACGCGAGAGGACCCGCCCAACUCUGUCCACCUCGACUCCCGCAUCCACGCCGCCCUGAGGGAGCUCAGCAUGGGGCAGUUUAUC